AUGUGUUGUGAGAAUGGCCGAAACAAUCGCCUCUGGAAGCCCUCCAAGCAAUAUAACCAGAAGUCGCAGCACUAUAGGAUGUUAGACAUGUCUGGGCGUUGCGUCCGACGAAAGAAGUGUGACGAGAGACCGCAUGAGUGCUCGACAUGCUUAUCGUUACGCCUCGCAUAUGCCGGCUAUGGACCCAAGCCCAGCUGGAUGGACGGAGGCCCCCUGGAGAAGCAGAAAGCAGAGGAGAUUAAGGCCGAAGUUAACAGCCAGCGCAGACGGGGGCGGCGGCGGCGACGGCUGUUAAGAGCUUCGGCCUCGGACAACCACGCUUUAAAUCAUCGGACCGACGUUGACGAAGAUCAGAGUAACAACGUGUGGAAUAGUGGUGCCGGUCAAGCCUUAGAAAACCCCGCAGCCGAUCACACUAAUGGAACUUUAUUAGACACUCGCCGUAACCGACUCUUGAAUUCUGCUCCUCACGAGGCUGUGCUAUCGUCUGGUGUAGCAGACUUACCUACAAGCGAUAUCUUCAGUACAUCCCCUCAGGAUCUAGAGUUCUAUUCGGACGACCACAGCCUGGCAAGUCUGUCCUUCGACUUCGGCCCUGCGCCGUUGCCUAAUAGAGUCUCGCCCUUGCUAGAACUGAACGGCCUACUGGAUCCGGCUUUGUUCGCAGACCCCGUACCCCAAACAGUGCUCGGCAUUGAAACCGCAUACUAG
Zasmidium cellare ATCC 36951 is the source of this 711-nucleotide messenger RNA. RefSeq lists its product as uncharacterized. The record is from RefSeq and is a predicted model, not a curated record. The transcript is spliced from 6 exons. Lineage: Eukaryota; Fungi; Ascomycota; Dothideomycetes; Mycosphaerellales; Mycosphaerellaceae. The coding region runs from base 1 to 711 and encodes 236 amino acids.